CCCACCUGUGCCCAGCAAUGCACCCACCUGUGCCACCCAGCAGUGUCCCCACCUGUGCCCAGCAGUGCACCCACCUGUGCCACCCAGCAGUGUCACCACCUGUGCCCAGUAGUGCCACCCACCUGUGCCCACCAGUGCCACCUACCUGUGCCCACCAGUGCCACCCACCAGUUCCUAUCAGUGCAGCCCAGCAGUGCUGCCAGUCAGUGCCACCAUCAGUGCCACCUAUCAGUGCUGUCUAUCAGUACCCAUUAUCAGUGUCGCCUAUCAGUGCCACCAAUCAGUGCCGCAUAUCAGUGCCACCUAUCCGUGACACCUCAUUAGAGCUGCCUAUCAGU
Molecule: messenger RNA, 338 nt
Organism: Staurois parvus
Lineage: Eukaryota; Metazoa; Chordata; Amphibia; Anura; Ranidae
Source: the annotation of a GenBank genome assembly